Molecule: messenger RNA, 751 nt
Organism: Cherax quadricarinatus
Lineage: Eukaryota; Metazoa; Arthropoda; Malacostraca; Decapoda; Parastacidae
Product: cuticle protein AMP1A
Cellular component (GO): chitin-based extracellular matrix
Molecular function (GO): structural constituent of chitin-based larval cuticle
Source: RefSeq, a predicted model, not a curated record
AGUCCUACUCCAGCCACCAAGAUGAAGUUUUUUAUUCUAGCCGCUGCUGCUACCGUAGCCCUAGCUGCCCCUCAGGCUGGAUACCAACUGCCCCAGCCGGACCCACAACCCCAGCCAACCUAUGGCGUCCCCGAUGCCUCCGUGAAGUCAGCAGCCCCAGUUGAGGUUGUGCCUAUCAUUAAAGAUCAACGUACACAAAACGAGGACGGAACGUACACUGUCGACUUUGAAGCUGGUAAUGGAAUCGUCGUGGCCCAGUCUGGCUCACCUAGCGGCCCCGAGGGUGCUGUGGUUUCCUCUGGACAAUACACAUACAAAGCUCCUGACGGCACCAACAUCGCAGUGAAAUACGUUGCCGACGAGAACGGCUACCAACCCCAGUCUGACUCACUGCCAGUGGCUCCUAUAUUUCCUCAUCCACUUCCUCAAUACGUGUUGGACCAGAUCGAAUUUGCUGCUAAAGAAGACGCUGCCCUCGCCGCCGCCGAAGCUGCUGAAAGAAGUGCUGCACCUUCUCAGACCUAUGCACAACCUCUGUAACUGCCGCUGCUGUGUGGUAUUACCUAGCUGAUAUCCUCUCGAAAACUCUCAGUAAAAUGACUCACACUGGCCUCCUAAUCAUAGGGCUGGCUCGCCAUGGGUUCGAAACCCCACCCGUUCUGUGAGCUCUCGAUAAUAUAUUUCUUGAACGUUUUCCUUCAGUAUUGUGUGAAAGAUGUAGUGUACGAAAUAAUAUAUUAAUUAUCAACAA